Molecule: messenger RNA, 1680 nt
Organism: Scomber japonicus (chub mackerel)
Lineage: Eukaryota; Metazoa; Chordata; Actinopteri; Scombriformes; Scombridae
Product: upstream stimulatory factor 1-like
Exons: 11
Coding region: 102-1001 (299 amino acids)
Biological process (GO): regulation of transcription by RNA polymerase II
Molecular function (GO): protein dimerization activity; RNA polymerase II cis-regulatory region sequence-specific DNA binding; DNA-binding transcription factor activity, RNA polymerase II-specific
Source: RefSeq, a predicted model, not a curated record
AGUGAAGCUGUUCUGUUGACAAAUAUCGGGGGAGGGACCACUGCGGCUCAGGCUGCGGGAGAGAGUGAAGACGGUCUCCUCGUUCAAGACUGUCGGCAGAAAUGAAGAGCCAACAGAAAAGCCCUGAACCAGAUGGGAGUGUUACUGUCAACGAGGAAGGGUCCGUAGCCACCGCAGAGGACCCGGCUGCUAUUGCCACCAUUCAGUCUGCUGCCACCUUCACUGAUCAACCCAUCAAAUAUCUCUUCAAGACAGAAGGAGCAGGCGGACAGGUGACCUACAGGGUGAUCCAGGUGUCGGAUGGUCAGCUGGAGGGUCAGACAGAUGGAGCUGCGGCGGUCAGCCUGGUCACAGGUUUCCCUGCAACCACUCAGACUGUCACGCAGGCUGUGUUCUCUCAGUCGGAGGGGUUGGAGGGAGACAGCGGCGCUGAGACACAGUACACCUACUAUCCCGCCACCAUCGCAGACGCCACAACUGGCACCAUGGUGACCACAGUGCAGGCAUCUGAUACGCUGCUGGGACAGACCACACCCACAGGGCAGCUCUACGUGAUGAUGUCACCCCAGGAAGUUUUGACGGGAUCCAAUCAAAGGACAAUCGCACCUCGCACUCAGCCAUACAUAGCAAAGCAAGAGGCUCCUCGGGCUUCCAGAGACGAGAAACGGCGAGCUCAGCACAACGAAGUUGAGCGUCGGCGCAGGGACAAGAUCAACAACUGGAUCGUACAGUUGUCCAAGGCCAUACCAGAUUGUAACGUGGACUACACCAAGACAGGACAGAGUAAAGGAGGCAUUUUGUCCAAAGCUUGCGAAUACAUCAAGGAACUGCGACAGAGCAACCUGAAACUGGGAGAUGAUAUCAGCACGCUUGAUCGUCUCAGGAUUGACAACCAGCUGCUCAGACAGGAGGUAGAAGACUGGAAGUCUAAGAAUCAGAUCCUGAGGAACCUUCUUCGACAGCACGGCAUUGUGGGAUCAUCCAGCACAGACCCCCAGUGAGAAGCCUGCAGGCGACAACCACAUAUGGGCCAAAAGAGUACUUGAAAACGCUUUGAGAUACUUCAUUUGUGAUCGAGUGUGCAUGAAAUAGGAAGAAACAAUUGAAUAUUGUCCUAAAUAUUCAACUCCAGUGUCUUUACUAAAAUGACACGUAUUUGCUUUUUGAAGGUUUUGUAAAAAAAAUCAUUUGCUCUGGAGAAUGCAACCCAAUCAUCAUAAUAACAAGAAGUUUUGAAAGAGAGGAAGUAGUCCAAUCAGUUUAGCAAAGCGCUGAAAGAACGUCUUCCUCCUCGCAAACAUUAUUAUACGAUUAUUUCAUCAACAUCCAGUAGAGUAAGCUCUAAAAACACUUCUAAUGUCAGUUUCUUUUCCUAACUUCGGCAGUACUCUGCUUCUCUGUAUCAAAUGCACUCUUGUUUAUGUCUCCAAACACCGUUGUAUUCAUGCUUUGACUUGUUUUCAUCUCUUUUCAAUAUCACUUUGACCUGAUGAUACCAAGUUCGUCAUCCAGUUCAUAAUUCAGCUUAUUUUUGAUUUGUAUUUUUGUAUGUCGUUACAUUAAGCCUCACUGGGGACAAUAAUUACAUUGCAACAAUGUAACUAACUAAAUAAACUGGGUUGAGUAAGCAUUGUGUGGUAGGUAGGCUAUGUAGUAUGUCUUUAUAAUAAAAAAAAUCAA